ACAGUCACAAAUGCUACUUUCGAGUCGUCUGGGUCAAUGAGAGGCAAUGGUCCAGCUACCGCCGUUAAGAAGGUCGGCCAAGCUACCUGCGGCGGCUCUCGACCCCUUUCUGUGUCUCUCCAGACAAUCAAAGAGGAUGUCAGAAUACUCGGGGCGUGGUGCAGAUGUCUGAUACGUGCGCGGCUCGAGACUAUAUAAACGUCGACCCUGCAGCCUUUCUACUUCCACUUCAUCUUCACCACUACAGAAGCUCCGGUGCAGGACUUCCCGGAGUUGAGAGUCACUGUUGUAUCCAGAGCGGAGGUGUACGUGAUUGACAUCAGUAGCCCAGUGCGACGCUGCCGCCAUCGCUAUUACACAGGCCAAGUGUCGCGCCUUCUUCUGAGCCGGGACGUCGAUUCGCAGCAGACCUUCAUCCCCAUGGCGAUGCCUCGGCAACCCCUUUACUACGACGGAUACGAUCCCGCAUGGGUGAUCGGCACAGGAAAGCCGGCUCCUGUAAGAAUGGCUCACGUACCACCACAGCUGCUUCCGCCAACGAUGGUCCCAAACCUGCCAAUUCAAGCUGUACCUCCAUUUAUGCCCGUACAAGCCAACGGGAUCCUCCCUCCAGCGCAGCUGCCCCUUUCGCACAAGAAGAAAUCCCAUGGUGGGAAUGCUUUACCAUUUGUACAGACCCACGGACACACGAUCGGGAAAAGCAACUUGGCACCCAUGACCAAGUCCCAAGUACAUGUCGCAGGACUUCCUGCUGUGGGGAUGGUAGGGACCAAUCCGAAUCCGUAUGCGCCGUCCCCUGUCAUUCAGAAUCAGUCUCCAAGGCUGCUCUCCAAUGCACCAGGUCCUCCAGCCCGCGUCGUUCUCUUGCCGGAGACGGUCGUCGCCGGAGCUCUUCCAUCCAAGGGCGCCGUUGUUCUCCCGGCUGCAGGCGCUCGCGGUGUCAUCAAUCCGAUUAUCAAGGUUGUGAUGUGGGUGCCGCUGUGUUGUGACGCAUGCGAGAAGAAAUGGAAAGACGGCGUGACCGAUCUCGAAGGGUUUGAGGGAUUUGAUGUCGAAAGAAGACUCGAGCGGGUUUCGGUUUUCGGACAUAGUUUGUCACCUACAGCGGUGCUAGCAACAAUCCAGAAAGUUGUGUCUCGCGCCCAAAUGUGGAGACUGUAAGUCCACAUGCGGUGUAAUCUGCAAUGAAUCAUCUUGCGUGAGAAGUACAGGGAGACAUGUAAGCCGCAGAAGAAGCUCGGUGAAGGGAAUUUCCCCCUCCUCGAAGAAUCAGGCGAUCGGGAUGAAAACGGCACACAUCAUGAACGAGAUUUCGCCAACACACUCACAGUUGUGACAUACAGACUCAUGUCGCUCGAUUAUAAGGCCAUAAAUAUCUUCAACAAGGGCCCAUUGGCCGGACCUUCGAUGAAGCCUGGAUUUGGAUGCGACAGGUCAUGAAGAUCCACAGCCCCUUCGCAAGUAUCUACAUAUUCCCAACGGUUCCACACUACGACACAAUAUGAAUAGGUGUCGAUGAGUUGACUGUAGAUUCUAUACCCGGGAACCUGGCUUGGAUUUAAAUUUUGUACAUUCCUGUCAAGGUAAUCAGACGCACCGAAGGUCCUGGUCAAUAGAGAGAAGCCUACUGGACCUUGAAAGCGGCAAUUUGGAAUUCAAUGGGUGGAGAUUCCCACAAGGAACAAGCAUAUGGGUUUAGACCCUACGACAUUCAAAGACUUAGACCUCGACCAAGUGCAGAUUGACACACUGUUAGACGCGAGAUCCACUUGCGACACUUUUUGUACAUAGGAAGUGUACAGAUUCUAGAGGUUAAUGGUGUAGGCCCCAGGGCCUCACACAAGCUUGAAGAGAUUGGAUUUAGAAAUGGAAUAUUUUCUGAAAUUUUGAUUGAAAUGUGAGAUUUUCUCAACUCAUUAAACUUCAUAUUUCGCCU
Molecule: messenger RNA, 1936 nt
Organism: Marchantia polymorpha subsp. ruderalis
Lineage: Eukaryota; Viridiplantae; Streptophyta; Marchantiopsida; Marchantiales; Marchantiaceae
Source: the annotation of a GenBank genome assembly